This is a messenger RNA of Brachypodium distachyon (stiff brome), 2261 nucleotides long. Its product is annotated as protein PHOSPHATE STARVATION RESPONSE 2. NCBI's taxonomy places the organism in Eukaryota, Viridiplantae, Streptophyta, Magnoliopsida, Poales, Poaceae. Bases 277 to 1548 code for a protein of 423 amino acids. The transcript has 9 exons. The record is from RefSeq and is a predicted model, not a curated record. Gene Ontology annotation, molecular function: DNA-binding transcription factor activity; DNA binding.
UCCACCACGCGAAAGGCCGUCUGCAUUCCCCCUCACAUCUCAUCCCUGUCCCUCUCUCCACGAGGCGAAGGAUUCGAUUCAGCAGGGGCUCCCUCCGCCUCCAGACCCGCCGAUCUCGCGAGGCGCCGCCGCGGGGAGGUGAGACUCCGCCCCGAUUCGUCCUCUCCGCCGGGGUACGUCAGCCCUAGAGAGGAGAACAAUUCUGGUCUUGCGAGUAGGGCACCAGACUGAAGGAUCAAUUUGUUAGCCUAAUCAGAGCUUUGCGUGUGCUUGUAGAUGGAGAGGAUAACCACCAACCCGUUCUACAGUCCUGGAAUCCCGGUAACUGUGCCAGCACCUCUGCCUUCUAUACCAGCCUCUCUGGAUGAAAGCUUCCCGAGGCAUCCAGAUGUGCAGAAUGUUCUGAUGGAGAGAGAACUGAGAAGAACCCCUCUACCACCUCAUCAAAGUACUGUUGCUCCUAUUUCUGGGCAGUUUCACCCCAGUGCUGGAUCUGUUGGGCCUUUGUGUUCACCCCAGGAUGUAAGGUUCUCUUCAGUUUUAAUCCCUGAGCAAUAUACCAGUGCCAAUCCUUAUAAUCCUCAAACACAAAGUACUGGAAGUUCUUCAGCUCUGAUCUAUGGAUCACAACAUGGAGGCUUUGAACCUACUUUUACUGACUUUCCAAGAGAUGUUGAACCAGCAUGGUGCCCUGAUCCAGUUGAAAGCAUGCUUGGAUACUCGGAUGAUGUCUCUGGUGGAAACAGUUUGAAUGGCAUGAGUCCUAUUGCAGCUACAGAUGAGCUCGCUAAGCAAACUGAAUGGUGGACGGAUUUUAUGAAUGACGAUUGGAAGGACAUUGUUGACAACCCGAGUGGUGCUAAAAGUCAACCACAGGGUGGACCACCUGUGCAAUCAUCAACUUCAGUUCACCAAUCAGCUACAGAACAAAUAGUCACAACUCAAUCUGUAGAACCAUGUGCAGUUGCUGCACCCUCACCGUCUGCCAGCUCCAAUACCUCCAAAACACGCAUGAGGUGGACUCCUGAACUCCAUGAGCGUUUUGUGGAUGCUGUCAAUCUACUUGGUGGCAGUGAAAAAGCUACUCCAAAGGGAGUACUGAAGCUAAUGAAGGCAGAUAAUUUGACCAUUUAUCAUGUAAAAAGCCAUCUUCAGAAAUACAGAACUGCUCGAUACAGACCAGAAUUAUCUGAAGGUUCAUCAGAAAGGUUGGACGCCUCAAAAGAGGAGUUGCCAUCUAUAGAUCUUAAAGGGAAUUUUGAUCUCACUGAAGCAUUACGUCUCCAGUUAGAACUUCAAAAGCGGCUCCAUGAACAGCUUGAGGUCCAAAGAAGUUUGCAGCUGAGAAUUGAGGAGCAAGGGAAGUGCCUCCAGAUUAUGAUCGAGCAGCAAUGCGUACCUGGUACGGAUAAGGUGCGGGAUGCUUCGACCUCAGCAGAAGGGUCAAAGUUAUUUUCUGACCCUCCAGAAUCUUCUACUUUGAAGGAUAUUCCAAACAACAGCCAAAAUGGAACUACCAAGCAAGCAGAAUCAGGUGACAACGAAUGAAGAUCUAAAGAUGUUCUCCUUGAUAUAUGAACCUCAUUGGCCAUGAAGUUGACUUGAUUAUCUUAGUUUUUGCUGCAAAACUGAAAUCAGGUCUUCUUUGCCCUUGCCGAAGAAACGGAUGAGCAUUUCUAUGAACUAGAUUUAGUUGUACAGCACCUGCAUUCACGGCAGUGAUAAUUCCGUGCCAUGUGGAUGAUCUAGGUUUCCAGAAGGCUGCGCAAGCAAAUUUUCACUGAUGUACUGUUUUCAGGGAGUUUGCAUUUUUGUUUUCUUCGUUGUUAGGAACCUAAUAGCAUCGGUUAGGUAUUUGAUUAUCAUCAACUAAUGCAAUUAUUUGUUAUAUUCUCUUGCACCUCGUGUGUUUGGACUUUCGGUGAAGACCUAGUGUCCUCAGCGGAGCAAAUCUUGUUCUAAAAGAGCGAUGCAUGCAGCACUCACCUAGCCACCGGUAAAGACCACCUGAGCUGCUGGCAUGUCCACCUUGGCGCAUCGACAACAAGACUUGCCCCGCUCCUCCACUGCGUUGUGCUUCUGUAAUUCGUCAUGCCACCUUUUGCGGCCCCAAAAAGAGCAAUAAAAUUCUAACUUCAUUGUUGCAAGUAGAGGUGUGAAACAGACUGAGAGAAAGCAAAUGAAUGAACUUGUGUGUCUUCUGUACUGAUGAACAAGUGUAUAUAUAGUGUUAUAAAGGCUGUCGGUUGCAAGGGUUGUCA